AUGAGCGCCACCACCGACCUACAAGCACUGCUCCGUUUCCUCUCCCAAGAUGCCAAAGUCCCACUCGCCACCGCCUUGAGCAAAGUCAAGAAGCUACAAAUUUCCAACCUCGAUUCCACUGCCAAGCUCGCCCAAACCAAACCCGCAGAGUUGCAAGCCGUAUUCGAAGAUGAGAAACUCGUCAAGCAAAUUCUCGCAGCUGCGAAACGAGUUUCGAAAAAGCGAGCUGCAGCAGCGGGCGAUGAUAGCGUUCUUCUUCAUCCAUCUCCGAAGAAGAAGAAAUUGAAGAAUGAGAGUCUAUUUGAUGAUGAUGAUAAACCUCUCACACCAGCAAAUCUCGAAGCAUCUUUGCAACUACCAUAUAGCACAUGCAACGCAUCAGAGUUAGAGAAAAUUAUUCUCCAAACAAAUCGAGCGCCGCUUGUGCUUGCAUUUGUGGUGAUUUUGCUCAAAUAUACGAUGCCAGAACAGCCUUUGUCGAGUAGAUUGAGUUUGGCUCAGGCAUAUGUGAGUGUGACGAGUAGAUCUCGAGCAGUGUAUUUGGGGAUUGAGAGUGGGAAGAGUGCGGAGGAAGAAGGGUUUGGUGAAGGGCAGCCUGUGGUGAGUGUGGCGGGGAAGCAGAUUACAGUGUUGAGGAGGUGGGGAUAUGAGUGGAAAGAGGAGGAGGAGGAGGUGGUGGUGGUGGAGGAGAUGGAAGAUGAGCAGAGGAGGAAGAAGAUGGUAUUUGAGAAGGGGAUUGGGGUUGGAGACGGUGGUGCGGUAGCAGAGGACGAUAGUUCAGGACUUGAAGCCUCCCAGGAAGAAAUUCCAGCAUUGUGGGCUCUUGAUUUGGAAGCUUUGAAGAAGAAGUCUGGUAGCAGCAGUAAACAACCUACUGGUACGCAAGCUGGAAAUCACAGCGGUUUGCCGAUCUAUACCCCUCAGUCUGCACGCGCGUAUUUGCUCAAGUCCUUUGCUACUCCAGAAGUGGCAGAUGGGCCUGCUGCGAAGAAGCUCUCGGCUACCGCGAGAUUUACUGAGAAGGAGACCAACCUGGGGAAGCUGUUACGAGCCCUGGACCUGCUUUACGACUCUUGGACGCCAACUAUGAGCCCUGCCGAGCUGGAUCAGAAGACUUGGUCAUGGUAUGCAAAGGUUCGGCCCCCUGUGGAGGACGGUGUAGCUGGCUGGGGAGAGAAGAACCAGCUUAAGCUCGCCGAUAUCCUGGCAUUGCGUUGUAUGACGGCUACAUGA
This is a messenger RNA of Sphaerulina musiva SO2202, 1233 nucleotides long. RefSeq lists its product as uncharacterized. The record is from RefSeq and is a predicted model, not a curated record. Bases 1 to 1233 code for a protein of 410 amino acids. The transcript has a single exon. NCBI's taxonomy places the organism in Eukaryota, Fungi, Ascomycota, Dothideomycetes, Mycosphaerellales, Mycosphaerellaceae.